Messenger RNA from Drosophila gunungcola (fruit fly), 3812 nucleotides. RefSeq names its product proteoglycan 4. The record is from RefSeq and is a predicted model, not a curated record. Gene Ontology annotation, cellular component: extracellular region. Lineage: Eukaryota; Metazoa; Arthropoda; Insecta; Diptera; Drosophilidae. Gene Ontology annotation, molecular function: chitin binding.
UGUGAGGCGCAGACGGACCAAAUUAGCGAGCGAUGAGCUUUCGACGGAAAAGCAAACGCAAAGCCAGCCGAAUUCCCAUUUUUAUGCCAACUCCGAGUUGGCCAAUACGAUCUGCAAUUUCAGUCUGCAAGCGGUCAGCCAGGUGAACGGCAGCCAGCACAGCUGGUCUCUUAAAAACGCAUUAGAAUCAAACAAAAUCAGCUGGAAAAGUUUGGAAAAAAAUUAAACACACGAUAAAACCAAUGCAAAUACAUUAAACCCUAUUCUGGAUUAUACAAAACUCAUUUCGAUCGUCUGCAAAAAAAAGUUAGCUAACAACCGGAGAACUGAAGUCUUCAAGAUGAGAAAAGCCAAAGGCUGGCUGUUAAUGACAGCAACAGUGCUGCUGCUGAGCCUGUUGGCCUCCACAGAAGCCGCCCUGCCCUUCAAGAAGGUGUCCAUUGCCAAGACGCCCGCCUCCACGAGCAGCACCACCAGCACCACGACGGAAUCCACUGCCGUCGAGGAGGAGGAAGUCGAAGAGGAGCAGCCGGUGCCCAGCGGGGAUGGUGGCGACAUGAGCAAGUCGGACAACGGCACUCUGUCGAAGAACUCCAAGCUCACGGGCAUCCCACAGAUCGAUUACAUCUGGGAUCCCAAUCUGCCCAGGGAACUGAGAGGCUACAACCUGUCGACCUAUCCAUUCCUGUCCACCGUGCCGCCCAUGGAUGAGAUCCACUUCAAGUGUGAGGGGCUGCAUGACGGCUUCUAUGCCUCCAUCGAGUACAAAUGUCAGAUCUACCACCACUGCGUCUAUGGCAUAAGACACGACUUUCUGUGCGCCAACUUCACAGCCUUCGACCAGCGCACCUUCAUCUGCCACUUUGCAUCCGAUGUGGACUGCGAGGGAUCCCAGAAGUACUGGAACAGGAACGAUGAGCUCUAUAUGGCCACCACAACCACGUCGACGAGUACCACCACAACGCCGGCGCCACCCACCCAAGCGCCACCACCCCGCCGUCGUCCGCAAAGACCACAACGUCCGCUGAGAAGACCCUACAACCGGCGACCCAUCGACGACUACUACUACGAGGAUCAGGAUCAGUACGAGGAUGACUACUAUGAGGAGCGCCCGGUGAGGCGACCCAAGCCGAGACCUCGUCAAAGGAAGCCCCAGGUGGAGCUGGAAUACGACGAUGAGUACGACGAGAAGCGGGCGGUGGCCAAGAAACCCAACAGGCGCAAUAGGAAUCGCUACCGCGACGAGGAUGAGAUUCAGGAGGAGGACUACGACGAGCGGCCCACUAAGAGGGGAAGGGGAAAACCCACCGCCGGACCUUCGGGUCGAAAGGUAUCGGCAGCCAGGAAACCAGGUCGCGUGGAGGAACGACGCAGCUUCAACGAAGACCGCCCGUUUGGCAGGAAGAGGACCACUCCCUCAUCCGCUCUAGAUGACCUCGAUGAGUACGAGAAGCCCUACGGCGGAGUGGACCAGGAGGAGGCGGCCGAGGAGCAAACGCCGCAGAAGGUGAAGACCACCGCGAAGCCACUGACCGAGUUCAUCACCCCCAAGGCGGCAGCUGCAUCCGUCUAUGCCCGUCCUCGAGCUCCACCGCGGAUAGCCCGACCGGUGCCCAUCAACGAGAAGAAAAAGUUCUCCUAUCCGGUGCAAAAGAUCACGGCCACCACACAGCCACCCUCGAAUAGUGCCCAGGAGCAGGAGGAGGAGGAGGACUACCCCGAAGAGCAGGUGGAGGAGGACUAUGAGCAGCCUUCGGUUAGGAACACGCCACGAAGACGUACACCAUUGCCAGCUCGCGUGGAGCAGAAGCCGACGAGAACUGUGCUGAGGAAACCGGUGACGGACAAGAAGCCCCUUGACGAGGAGUACUACGAGCCGGCGGAGCAGGAACCUUUGAGGAAACGCAAGCGACCACUGGCACCCAGAUCCCGAGCCCCAGCCCCAGCCGCCGCCACCGCCGAUGUGGACUUCGAGGAUGAGGACUACGGGGAGAGUCCGGCGGUGCCCGUUGAGAAGCCCACAGCGGCUCCUUUGAGAAACCAGAGACUGAGAACGAAGCCGACCACAAGCACCAGCACUACGACCACCAGGAAGCCAGCAGUGCCGCCACGUCCGCGCCAGCCCAUAGUGGAGCAUGUGGAGGAGGAGGACGAGCUGGAGCACGCAGUGGAGCCGGCCGUCGAGGAGGAGGCACCAGCGCCCAGGACGAGAGCCAAUCAGUUGAGCGGACGGAAUGCAGCGGGCAUCUCUCAACGCCCCGCAUCGGUACGUGUGGUCAAGCGACCCUUCCUGCCCUCCCGGGGCGGCAGUCCGUAUCUGCCGCGAGGCCUUCAGCCGGUGGGCGUGGCCCUGCGACCACUGCCCACCACCGAUAGCACGCCCAUCGACAUGGGCUCCACCAUUUCGGGUGUGCGUCUGCUCGAGCAUGGGGCUCCUCUGCUGCGGGGCAAUCCCGACAGCCUGGAGGAUAAUGACGAGGCGGAGGAUGCUCCUCCAUCGCCCAGUCCGCCCAGGACGACACUGCCACCGCGUAGUGCUCUGCCCACCACGUCCAAGCGGGUGGAGCAGCAGCGUCCCAAGCUGAAUCUCGACGAGCUCUACGAGAACGACUACGAUGUGACACUGAAUGAUGCACUCGAUCCCACGCUGAAACCGCUCUCGCCCCAGCAUUCGCAUCCACAUACGCAUCAGCUUUCAUAUCAACAGCAGCAGAGCAAGCAGCAAUCCCAGCGGCAAUAUGCCAGCGCCUAUAAUCCAUUUGCCUAUCAGCCAGCGUUUCAAUCACCAACAUCCGCUUCAGCAUCAGCAUCAGCAUCCGCACCUGCAUCCGCAUCAGCAUCAGCAUCCGCAUUAGCAGCGCAGUCGCCAGCAGCGAACUAUCAUAGUGAUUCCUAUUUCUCGUCGACAGAUAUACGCCGGCGGGCUAUUGUCCCGGCGCAAGCCGCGCGUCCACAUCGACUCGAAUACGCUGCUGCCGGAGGAGCAGCAGCCGGCGGCGGAUCAUCCGGCGGAGGAGUGAGCCGGAGCAGGAGCCACCAGGCAGCGGUGGGCGGACGGAUUGCCCAGCAUUUCUACGACGACUUUGCCUACUGAAAAGUACGCUUGUAAUAAGUUUCUUCAGCUGUAAAUAAGUUUUUCCCCCCACACACACACACACACACAAGGAGAGUUCCAAUUUGGUGCACGGCUCCAACUUCUUAAACAAAUCUGUCUCUACCUUAGUUGUUUAGCCGCAAAAACCUACUCGUAAUUCAAGAAGGUUUGGGACAUAUUAAGCACUAGCCGCUGAAAAACAACAUGAGCGAUACAAAAAAAACCCUCUUUAUGAUUGCAAAAGCUUAUAUUUUAGGUAAAUUCAGUAAUAUUUCAACCACUAUUUUAGGGAAUUCUUGCAAAUUAACCUUUUUAAUCGCUUGUGCUAAUUUUCCCCUGAGAGCUCUGUAUGUCCUGAACCCCCUUACUUAUAUAUACGUUGUAUAAUACUCAAAUGUCGUGAUAGUAGCAGCUUGCGAAUUUGUCUGCUAGCUCGUCUCUAGUAGUUUAUAAACAAAAAACUAACUCCCUCCUAUACUCGUUUAUCUCCGCUAAAUCAGAAAUCAAAACAUAAAUCAUCCAGCAGAACAUAAAUAAUCGAAACAGUAGUGUACAUUUAGAGAGAGCGAAUACUUGAUGUGUUAAUUUAAAAUUGUCUGUAAUAUUUAAGCAUUGUCGGAGAUCGUGUUCGUUGCGGAGUGCCCAGAUCCAAGACUUAAGUCGGAGUGCAUAACAAUCAAAAAACAAAAACUGAAAUAAAAUUAAAAACUUACUUCAA